AUGACUGGCAUUAUGACGGAGGAAAUGGACAUGGAAGACGAAAGAGAACGCGAACUCGAUAAAGAAUUCGACGGCGCCGGAGCGAAAGCCAAACCGAAAGGAUACUUAAAGUAUCCACCCGCACAAGUAGUGGAACCGGAGUGGGAUAAAGACAGCUUUGAUGAUCUUGAUGAAUUUGUACCGAAUCCGGAGUCCCGUGGCUACUUCCAGAACGACGAGGAUUACCAAGAAUUCUGCGAUGGUAGGAAACAGGCUUUGAAGGACAGGGGAUUUUUACCAGAUGAAGUCAAUAAUAUCUACCCAAUUGUGCAUCUGGAAGAACCUUGGACUACACAGUCUAAGAGGGAGUACUUGGCGGAUCUUGCAUGUUUGUGUGUUAAGAAACUCAACGAGGAGAAGGGGUCGACGGUGGAAUUCGUAAGUGUUGUGAGAGGCAACAUAAGUGGAGGAGCUAGGUGGAAGCUGUACAUCACGUUCAUGGCUCGGGAGCAUCCGGAUGGGAAUCUCGUAGAGUAUCAAGCCAAGGCCAUGGAUUUUAAUGGAGGAUAUCAUAGGCCUCCCUUUCCCAUUCUCUGCAGACCCAGCCCCUCUUAA
Messenger RNA from Microthlaspi erraticum, 594 nucleotides. The record is from the annotation of a GenBank genome assembly. NCBI's taxonomy places the organism in Eukaryota, Viridiplantae, Streptophyta, Magnoliopsida, Brassicales, Brassicaceae.